AUGGCUGAAGUCAAUUGGCAACAACUCAUCAACCAGAAGAGAGCAACAAGAGAGGCCCUCAUUCCUGAACAAUGGCUCUUACCAGCUACCAUCACGAGCAAAGUGACCCCACAGAGCACGGCCAGCGCAUUUGAGCUGCUCAGUGAAGCUGGGCUUCUCACUGAGCGGGAGAUAGACAUUACAGAGAAAUAUACUGCUGUCAGUCUAACAGCCAAGAUCGCCACGGGUGAGCUUUCGUCAUACGAUGUUGCCACGGCGUUCUGUAAGCGAGCAGCAAUCGUACAUCAAUUGACAAACUCUCUCACAGAGAUCUUCUUUGACAAGGCGCUUGAGCGUGCGCGAUGGCUUGAUGAAUACUUGUCAAAGGAAGGAAAAACAGUUGGACCCUUGCACGGUCUGCCUAUAACUUUGAAGGACAUGAUUCAUGUCAAGGGACAGUAUUCUACGAUGGGUUUCGUCGGUCAUCUCAGACAUCCACCUGCAGAUGAGAAUGCCGUGAUUACUGAUAUGCUCGAGGCUGCAGGCGCAGUAUUUUACUGUAAGACCAAUGUGCCCCAGACACUCUUUGUCUGCGAGAGUUUCAACAAUGUGUUUGGACGUACCUUGAACCCUUAUAAGCUGUGCCUCUCGCCCGGUGGCAGCAGUUCGGGCGAAGCAGCACAGCUAGGUCUCUGCGGAUCCAUCAUGGGUGUUGGAUCAGAUAUCGCUGGCUCAGUACGAGUUCCUGCGAUUUUCACGGGAGUAUACGGGUUCCGGCCUACAGUCAACCGUCUGCCGUGGUCAAAGCAGGCAGAACUCGCGUUGAAGGGAUGGCAGGGCGUCCAACCGACCCUUGGUCCGAUGGCGCGCACAGCACAGGAUCUUACCCUCUUCAUGAAGACUAUCAUUCAAGCUGAGCCUUGGCGCUACGAUUCCACAGCACUCGCUAUACCGUGGCACGAUGCACCUAGGAAGGACAAGCUGACUAUUGGUGUAUGGUCGCAAGAUCCUCAGUUUCCCGUCUUUCCGCCUAUUGCGAGGACCAUGGCCUCAGCAGUUGGUCGGCUCAGAGCUGCAGGCCAUACAAUCAAGAUCAUCGAGGCUCCGCCGACGAUGAAGGCAAUGAAAAUCGCCAUGCGUUGGUUCGCACUCGACCAAGUGAACCUACCGUUGAAGUUUGUCCAAGAUGGCGCCGAGAGCCCGAUAGCGGACUUGGAUGCCAUGGACCCAGGGAAAUUCUUAGACCCGGGGUAUGUCGCGGACUUGAGUGAGAAUAUAAGUAUCAGCGCCGAUAUCCAUGAUUAUCGAGAAGAAUGGGCCAAAAUCUGGCGCGAGGCGGGCAUUGACGUUUUGCUUUGCCCGGCCAGUCGUGGUUCGGCUGUUCCACACGGAGAGUUUGGUCCACUGAUGUACACGAUACCGUGGAAUUUACUCGAUUUUCCCAGCAGUGUCGUCCCGUUCGGUAAGGCCGACAAGACGCUUGACUCUAAAGACGGAUAUGAUUCGACUGUCGUUGAUGGCGCACCAACGGGCUUCCAACUGGUUGGAUGGCGGUUCCAGGAUGAGCAGACGCUAAUGGCUACUGAGGUUAUCGCAGACACAUUGAAGGCCUGA
This is a messenger RNA of Fusarium verticillioides 7600, 1593 nucleotides long. RefSeq lists its product as hypothetical. NCBI's taxonomy places the organism in Eukaryota, Fungi, Ascomycota, Sordariomycetes, Hypocreales, Nectriaceae. The coding region runs from base 1 to 1593 and encodes 530 amino acids. The transcript is spliced from 6 exons. The record is from RefSeq and is a predicted model, not a curated record.